GGCACCCAACCAAGGGCAGCAGCAGAAUAAACACCCCAGGAUGCAGACGUGCUGCCAGGCCCUGCUGCUGCUGCUGGCUGCUUGCACCCUGCCUGCCCACUGCUUGGAGCCCAGCUGCCCGCACUCCUCCGAGCUGCUGCCCGUCCGGCUGCGGGAGCUGAGAGUGAAGUUUGAGGAAAUCAAGGACUAUUUUCAAUCCAGAGACGAUGAACUUAACAUCCAACUGCUCAGCUCUGAACUGCUGGAUGAAUUUAAGGGGAACUUUGGCUGCCAGUCAGUGUCAGAGAUGCUGCGCUUCUACACAGAUGAGGUUCUGCCCCGUGCCAUGAAGACCAGCACCAGCCACCAGCAGAGCAUGGGCGACCUGGGCAGCAUGCUGCUGAACCUGAAGACAACGAUGAGGCGCUGUCACCGCUUCUUCACCUGCGAGAAGAGGAGCAAAGCCAUCAAGCAGAUCAAGGAGACGUUCGAGAAGAUGGAUGAGAACGGGAUCUACAAAGCCAUGGGGGAGUUCGACAUCUUCAUCAACUACAUCGAGGAGUACCUGCUGAUGAGGAGGAGGAAGUGAGCGCACGCGGCUGCUCUCAGCCCAACCCUUGGUGUUACGAAGCACGCCGUGCUGUGCUGGGGUUCAGCCCAAGGCUUACAGCUCAGUGGCAGCUUGACGUUCAGUUUUCUAUUUAAGUGGUUGUUGUUUUUUUUUCCCUUCCAAAUGAAUUUAAUAUUUAUUUCUUUUUUUCUCAGUGUGUUUUGGUUUGUGAACUAUUUAUUGUUUACAACGUUGUGUUAUUGGUUUGUGAACUAUUUAUUGGUCAGUGCUUUGUACCAUUUAUGAUAGCGCUGUGGUAUUUGUCGCUUCAGAGCUCCCAUCCCUCUGGGGAAUGAGCCGAGUUCACCCUGAAUGCAAUUGCU
Molecule: messenger RNA, 912 nt
Organism: Lagopus leucura (white-tailed ptarmigan)
Lineage: Eukaryota; Metazoa; Chordata; Aves; Galliformes; Phasianidae
Gene: IL10
Product: interleukin 10
Exons: 5
Coding region: 41-568 (175 amino acids)
Biological process (GO): immune response
Cellular component (GO): extracellular region
Molecular function (GO): cytokine activity
Source: RefSeq, a predicted model, not a curated record